Insectozyma verbasci is the source of this 1935-nucleotide messenger RNA. NCBI's taxonomy places the organism in Eukaryota, Fungi, Ascomycota, Pichiomycetes, Serinales, Debaryomycetaceae. The record is from the annotation of a GenBank genome assembly.
AUGGAUUUUUUGCAAUUACCAAAUGAAGUUGUAUAUAAUAUCUUCAAAUACAUAGAUAUUGAGAUAUUAGAGUCAUAUUUGUCCGUGCCGCAAUUAAAUAAAUUUAUAGUCAAUUAUUUAUAUCCAAUUGCUGAGAUAAAUGAAAGGUCAAAGUUUAGACUAGUCAAAGAAUUCAAUAGGUUUUGUAAAAAGUUCAAUUAUGAAUAUUUUCCUAGGUCAAUUAUAAGUAAUACAUUUGUGCCUUGCUCGAACUUAAAGUUAAUUUCAAAUGAGGAAAAUUAUCAAUUUGAAAAUAUAACUAGUUUGAAAUUGACAUGCAAAGUGAAAGAUAAACUACCAUCAAGUGUAAAAAAAUUAGAAAUUAAGUUUGAUAAUUAUAAUUUGAUAGCCCCGGGAUUAGAAGAAUUGUGUAUUGAAGGUUGUAUAUUGAAUUAUCUUGAAUAUUUACCAUCUAGUAUUUACAAAUUGACAAUUAUAGACUUUAUUGGUGUCGAAUUGAAACUACCUCGAAAUAUUAUUGAUCUAGAGAUUACAGAGUUGAGUAAUUCAAUAAAUAUAAUACAUGAUAAUAACGUUAAAAGAUUGAGAUAUAAAGGAAAUUUACACACGAAUAGUUUUCAAUAUCUUCUUCAGGUGAAUUUAGAUAGACAAUUGGUGGAAUCACUAACACUUGCAAGAUUGAAUUUAAUUUCAUUAAGUCAAAUUGAUGAAUAUGAGAGUCUCAAAGAAUUGGAGAUAAUAGAAUGUCCAAAUAUAAAUGUUUUUACCGAUUUAUUACCACAUAAUUUAGAAAAAUUAACAUAUAAACUAACAAGUCAUAUACCAUCAGUUAAUUUCAAUUUGAAAGUUCAAGAAUAUACAAUUGUUGCAAAGCUUAAACUCCCUCCAAGUCUAAAAUCAUUAGUCAUACAAAACCACCCAUUACUUAAAUUGGACUCAUGUAUCAGUUUGCCACCAACAUUAAAAGUAUUAAAUAUUUCAAAUACUGGUGGAUUCUCAGGAAAUAUGAAUAAUUUGAAAUUACCAAGUACACUUUAUAAAAUAACAUUGAUUAAUUUGGGUCUUGAUAAAUUACCAGAUCUACCAUCAUCAUUAAUUUAUUUAGAUGUAAGUAAAAAUAGACUUAGAACGAUUACCUUGAAAAGUUUAAAAUAUUUACAAUGUUUAAACUUACUGAGAAAUUUAAUAUCAGACAUUAGUUCAAUACCUUCAAGCUUGGAAUUCCUAAAGCUUAAUAAUAAUCCAAUUCACAAACUAGACUCAUUAUCGCCAUUAUUUAAAGUUCAAUUUUCAACUGAUUUGUUAUUUGAAAUACCAAAUGUAAGAAAUUUAGAGAUAUCUCUUUCCAUAACAUCUUUCAAUAAUAAUUUACCAAAUAAUCUCGAAUCAUUAUAUAUUCAUAAUAAGCUUAACAAGCUUAUAAAUUAUAGUAAUUCAUUUUUUCAAUUUCCUUUAAAUUUGACAAGACUAACACUUAUCAAUACUAAUAUUCCAAGUGAUGUUCUUUUUUAUUUCCCAAUCACAAUUGAAGAGGUAACUAUACAUGGUAAUUGGAGUCAAAAGUCACUUAACCUAUUUUUGGACAGUAUAGAAAAAUGUACAAGAUUGAUAAGUGUAAAUUUAAGCGGUGGUAAUGUUGAAGUUGUUAAUGUUGAUCGUAUGCCUAAUACAAUUGAAUAUUUAAUGUUCAAAAAUAUGGGAUUGAAAUUUAUAAUUGGAAUAUUUCCAACAUCAUUAUAUUCUUUAAAUUUAGAAAUGAAUUAUAUACAAAGUUUGAAUGUUCCCAAUGUUACAUAUUUAAAUUUAGAAAAGAAUAGAUUGGAAAAUUUAAAUCAUUUUGAUUUCAAAAAUUGUGUGGAAUUGAAAGAGUUAAAAUUACUGUUAAACCCAUUGACAGAAUCUACCAUAGACAAAUUAAUACCAUUAACUUUAUAG